AUGUGGGUAGAGCCACUGGGCCCUUCAGCGCAAGUCUUCUCAAAGUUUGAGGCCCCAAAGCGUCGGAGACUGAGUAAAUCCUCCGAAUUCCCUUCGCCUACGCCCUCGCCAUCCUCAGAUGCAUGGAUUGAUAUCCAUCCAUCUUCGGGACCGGUGACACCAUGGAGCUGGUCAACUCUAUCAUCUCCCCGCGAGUAUAGAACCAUCACCUCGGGAUUUAGCCCCGUUAUGGAUGCAGAUGAACCCAGUCCCACGGAUAUUGAUAUGUGCAUCUCUGGCGCAGUAAUCCCACAACCUCAAGGAUAUAUCAGUCAUCUCUCAACCCAUGAGACCCACUACCUCCAGUACCAUAUGGAGCAGGGAUCUCGGCUACUAGCAAACCUGGAGAGCGAGGACAAUCCGCUGCGGUCCAUUUUGAUUCCGAGGGCGAUGUCGUCACCUCUAUUGAUGAAAGCCGUGUGCGCUGUCUCCGCUCUGCAUCUAGCAAACCGUUCCCACGGCUUCGGUGCACAUAACGCCGCAGUCAACUACUACAGCGGGACUCUAAAUGGCCUCCGAUCAGCACUUGGAAAGUGUUCAACGGAAGUUUUUCCCGACGAUGCUCUACUGGCUGUGGGGUUACUGUGCAAAUAUGAGAUCGUACGCGGCAGCGUCAAGCAAUGGGUUGUUCAUCUGAAUGCAUUGCAACGUCUGAUCGUUUCUCGCGGAGGGUUUGCAUCGAUGGAUCGAGACGCAGCUGAAUUCUUGCGUGGGCUAUUCGUCUAUGCUUACCAGAUGGCCCGAAUCAGCAACCACAACCGCAUCACCUCCGCAGAUAUCUGCGUCGAUAGCAACAUUGGUAUUCCCAAGUUGGACAUAUACAUCGGAUAUACGGAAGAGCUCCUCGAGCUCUGUGCACGUAUUGCAGAGCUUCCUUCGUUGAAGAACGACACCUUGGCUCUCCGCCUCACCGUUGCAUCCAUGUACGUCUUUUGCUCACUGCCAAGCUUUAAUUUAUUCCAUCCCACUAACCCACCCAGAAAUGAAUCCCUGCUGGUCUGGUCUCACACCUCAACGCCCUACAUAAUCCCGCAAGGCACAUCCCCGGCCACGCUAACCCGGCUACAACUCGUCGCCGAGUGUUUUCGCGACGCGGGCUUCACCUAUCUCCACUCGAUCAUGGAACGCAUCAGCAGAGACCAUCCAGAUACCACUCUAAUGAGUCCCAGCACUGAUCUUCCACCGCAACCGCCAUUUUCAACGCAUGAUUGGCUUCCUCUUAUUUCCACGCCAAAACAACUUGCCGUGCAUCGCUGUCUUGCGCGUGUUGAAACCUUUCCGCUGGAUGACCACUGCGAGUACUCGGCGCUCACGUUUCCAUUAUUUAUCUCGGGAUGUGAGAGUGAGAAUGUAGCCGAUAGAGACGUGGUACUUGGGUCUCUGGGCAAAUUGCAGGACAAUUUCGGUAUUGGAAAUGUUCGGCGUGCGAAGGAACUGUUGGGGAUCUUGUGGGCGAGGCGGGAUGCCGACGCCGGAUUGUAUGGGGCUGUUGGUGUGGAUCGAAAAAAGAUGCAUUGGUUGGAUAUUGUCGAAGAAUUGGGAUGGGAAUUAAUUCUUGCGUGA
Messenger RNA from Penicillium soppii, 1602 nucleotides. RefSeq names its product fungal specific transcription factor domain-containing protein. The transcript has 2 exons. Gene Ontology annotation, molecular function: transcription cis-regulatory region binding; DNA-binding transcription factor activity. Gene Ontology annotation, cellular component: nucleus. The record is from RefSeq and is a predicted model, not a curated record. Bases 1 to 1602 code for a protein of 533 amino acids. Gene Ontology annotation, biological process: positive regulation of transcription by RNA polymerase II. NCBI's taxonomy places the organism in Eukaryota, Fungi, Ascomycota, Eurotiomycetes, Eurotiales, Aspergillaceae.